Molecule: messenger RNA, 1181 nt
Organism: Lycium barbarum (goji berry)
Lineage: Eukaryota; Viridiplantae; Streptophyta; Magnoliopsida; Solanales; Solanaceae
Exons: 3
Coding region: 370-942 (190 amino acids)
Source: RefSeq, a predicted model, not a curated record
CCCCCCCCCCCCAAAAAAAAAACUCUUAGUCCCACAUGGGUGGAGAUCUCAAACCCUAGAAUUUGGGGGUUCUAUAUAAAGAACCCCAAUUUCUACCAUUCAACACACACAUAUGUACACUUGUAUAAUUUUCGAAAGAACCACAUUUUUAUUUUACACUGGUUUAUACGAGUGCACUUAGGGUUUUGGUUUGCUCAUAACCCUUUUUAGUUUAAAUUUGGUCUAUUUUUGCUAAAAUCCUUGUGAUUUAUUUGUGGUUUGUCGCUGUGAGGGGUGGAAGAGAAGAAGACUUCCCCAUUGCUCCAUUCUCAACCUUGGCUACCACUACAAAAGGUAUUUGUGUACCAGUCUAGGGACUGAUUUUUUAUUAUGGAGGAACAUCCCUUGGUUAAGUUUGAACACUGGGUUGAAGGAGGUGGCAUGUGGAGUGGUGAUUUUAAUUUUCGGAGUUUGAUUUUGUCCUUUUUGAGUGUCUCUCAAUUGGACUUGUUGAAAAAGGGUGUGUUUGGACAGUUUAUGGAUUUGGUUGAUGUCCACCUGAGUGAUAGUAUUUUCCAUUGCUUGAUCUUAUCGCAACUUUCAUCUAGUAAUGAUAGUGCGUUAAAGUUUAAGAUAUUUGAUCGCGUGUGUGUAUUUGAUUCCGAGUCUUUCCGUCUUAUUACUGGUUUGGAUUCUUGUGUUGGCGAUUUUAGUGUUGUGUCUAGCAGACCAAAUAGAUUGUUGAGACUUUAUUUUCCAAAUCAGUAUAGAAUAAGGUUGUGUGAUCUCAAGAGUUUCUUACAGAUCAAGUCAAGUAAUCAUACUGGUGGUUUUUGGGAAAGAUCUAGUGAUCCUGUUAGACUUGCUGAGGUCUAUAUAAUGGAGAGGGUUUUGUUGGGUCGUAACGAGAAAUGUGUUGUUAAAGGUCAUCUAAUGAAGAUAAUUGAUGAUGACAGUCUUUGAGUGUCUUAUCCUUGGGGUUCUCUUAGUUUUAAUUGAUUGGUACGGUCGAUUCAUGGUUGUGUGAAGACUUUCAAGAGCAUGCCAUCUACACGUUAUAUGAUUAGUGGUUUCCCUUACGCUUUAAAUGUGUGGUUGUUGGAGGUUUUCCCUAUAUUUCGAGGGUUUUCAAGUUUUCAUGGUCUGAAGUCUCCUCGUAUGUUGUCUUGGGGUCCUUCAAAGCAAGUUGAUUAUAAAGUUAU